Messenger RNA from Carica papaya (papaya), 733 nucleotides. RefSeq lists its product as uncharacterized. Gene Ontology annotation, cellular component: small nuclear ribonucleoprotein complex. Gene Ontology annotation, molecular function: RNA binding. The record is from RefSeq and is a predicted model, not a curated record. NCBI's taxonomy places the organism in Eukaryota, Viridiplantae, Streptophyta, Magnoliopsida, Brassicales, Caricaceae. Gene Ontology annotation, biological process: RNA splicing.
CUCAUUUUAAAACCCUAGCCCAAAAUAAAGUGCUAGGGUUUUUCUUGUCCUCCUCAUCUCAGCCUAUAAAUUCCUCACCUCUUUUCCUCUCGGAGAUCUGAGCAGCGUCGGCCGUCGGGUGUGUUUUCCUGAUCUACUGUUACACCCAGGUCUUUGCAAAGCUACAGUCUGUAGUAUUCUUUGGCAGGCUCUGACAUUCUGAAAAAAUGAGCCGGCCAAUGGAAGAAGAUGGUGGUAAGAAUGAGGAAGAGGAGUUCAACACAGGACCGCUCUCUGUUCUGAUGAUGAGUGUUAAGAACAACACUCAGGUGCUCAUCAAUUGUCGGAACAACAAAAAGCUUCUAGGUAGAGUAAGAGCCUUUGAUCGGCACUGUAAUAUGGUUCUAGAGAAUGUUAGGGAGAUGUGGACUGAGGUACCAAAGAGUGGGAAGGGCAAGAAGAAGGCAUUGCCAGUUAACAAGGAUAGAUUUAUCAGUAAAAUGUUCCUUCGCGGUGACUCAGUUAUUAUUGUUCUUAGGAAUCCUAAGUAACUUUGACUGACUUAGUUAACUAUUUGAAUUUGAAUGAAUUGAGGAGGGAGUUUUUGUAUCUGUAACAUGAACUCAAGCUGAAGAUAUUCAUGGAUAUGUAUUCUGCAAAAUCCAUGUCUGCUGGAUGCUGAAACAUGACGAUCAAGAGCAUGGUUGUAGUGUAUUUUGUGGAAGCAGUAGUAACGAUUUUGUAUAUUCGAAAA